GCUUAGGCUAAUGCGAGAGCUAUACGGAGGAGAAGCAUCGUGCCUCGGGAAAUAGGCUGAACGCAGUAUUUCCAUCGCUUUUUCAGUGGGAAUGCAAUGAGAUACCAAAUCUGGGAGGUACAAAAAAGCAGUAAUAGCGCUUCAGGGGGGAUACCAUGCGGAUGAUUUGACAUUGGUCCAUAUCUACGAAUUUUAAAAGACAAUAAACUUUGCUUUUUGAAAUGGCCGUUCGCAGCAACUCCUUGAUGCCUUUCUCUAUCCAAUCCAUUUUGAACAAAAAAGAGGACAGUCGACACUUGCCAGAUUUGGACAUCUGCUUCUCGAAGACUGCGUGUUGGAAAAUAUUUGGGGAAAUGGAUACUGGUUCGGAGGACUUUCCCGCGGCGUGUAGAAGUGACGAGGGUGCUUGCAUGGCCAGCGACCAGAAAAGUUACGACUCGGAUUCAGGUCUCAGUGAUGACAAUGACAGCAAGACGCUGGCCGUUUGCAAGUCAGAGAAAAACAGGGAUCCUGCUUCAGACGUGCUGGAAGAAAGUUUGCAGGACGAAACGGACCAUGAAUCCACUGCUGUCGAUAACGCAAAAGGUCUUAGUGACUGUGAACCUAAUGUUUCGGGUAAGUUACACAUUUAUCUUUUAUUGAGACAUAUCGGGAAAAAGUCUGUAAACACAUCAAUUGAAAGCAUAAUUUAAUGUAAUAUUCUAAAAAUACUUUAUGGGGAACAUCCAAGGCUAAUCCCUUCAAAUCAUUUCGCCUAUGUGGUGUAAACAUUAGGCUAUUUUACUCGCAGGAUGCUCUGCCUUAACAUCCUGCUGCCUCGUGCGUAAUGUCAUGGCAUACACUCAUAUUUAGGCCUCAUUUCAAUGUAUAUAUAUUCCAUUAACGUGUGUAUAUGGCCAUGAUGAUUUAUGAAGGUGUGAGGUUCGUUUUCAGACAGCCUUGGAUACAUUUUCAGAGCUAGGGCCUAUAUGACUAUUCCAUCUUGUGUGGUCUAAGAAAAGCGAUGGUUUUCAUUGUUCAUAGUACAUCAAAUGCACCAUUUCUUCUUUCAGAUUCCAACAACCUAGACGAGGCCAGUUGUGAUAAAAGUUCGGAUCAGCCCAAACAGAGGAAAAAACGCUCAAGGGCUGCGUUCUCCCACGCGCAAGUCUUCGAGCUCGAGCGGAGGUUCAAUCACCAAAGAUACCUAUCCGGACCGGAGAGAGCAGACCUGGCCGCCUCCCUGAAGCUGACAGAGACGCAGGUCAAAAUAUGGUUCCAGAACCGCAGAUAUAAAACAAAACGUCGUCAAAUGGCUGCCGACUUGAUGGCCUCGGCCCCUGCAGCAAAGAAAGUGGCUGUGAAAGUGUUAGUUCGGGACGACCAGAGACAGUACAACCCCGGAGAACUACUGCGGCCUCCGCUCCUUGCUCUCCAGCCGUCGUAUUACUACCCCUACGCCUAUUGCCUCCCGGCAUGGACACUCUCUACUUGUGCUGGGAAUCAAUGA
Coregonus sp. 'balchen' is the source of this 1489-nucleotide messenger RNA. Lineage: Eukaryota; Metazoa; Chordata; Actinopteri; Salmoniformes; Salmonidae. The record is from the annotation of a GenBank genome assembly.